AUAUAUUGGAAUAUUGUGCGUUGCUUCGAUAAUAUCUUGAGCAACUCUAAAAACAGCGCGCACCGCGAAAAAAAGUGAAGCGGAGCGACUUUCAAUUUUAACGACGUGAAAAGUGACUGGGAAAUUGGAAACUAUGGCCGAUGCCGACAAUUUAGAUGCCUUAUCCAAUGCGGAACUGCGAAAAAGGAUGGUGGAGCAGGGACUGCCCAAUAUACCCGUCACAGAUAGCAGUCGCAAGGUGUUGGUCAAACGUUUGAGAGCUUCGAUUGGCGGGGUCGAGUCGCCGGCUGCUGCGAGUCCCAAGAAAGCAGGAAGACGCGAAACCUUGCAUGUUGCUGCUGCAGCAACCAAGACAGAUGCUGUCACCAGCCACAACACGGACGCUCCACAGACAGAGGUGAGCACUCCCAAGGCUCGUCGCACCAUUGCAGUUGCAGCUGCAACAAGUGACCGCACUUCCAAAGAUGUCGAACGUCCACGUCCGCCCUCAACAAAGCCCGUGUCGCAGUCUCUCUCCGAGAAUGCCAAAAAGACAACGGCAACAGCUGCAACGACUGCUCCGGCUCCGGCUCCUGCUCCCAUACAGGCGCGUCGUCGUUCCAGCACCAAUGUUGAGCGCCAAAACGUGACCUCUGCGCGUCCGACCAAAAAGCCGGAGACCAUACAAGAAGAGCCUGUAGUUGCUGCGAAACGCACUGCUAGCAAGAAUACCCUGUUGGCCAAUUCGCUGAUCGUCCUGGAAUCCGACGACGAGGAGGAUGAACAAUUGGUGCAAGCUGCCCAACACAUCGAGGACGAGUUUAAGCGCAAAGAGAAGCCAAAGCUGAGCGCAACCGUGACUAGCACUCAUGAAUACAUCGACAAGUCUGCGUAUGUCACGCCUUCAUCGUACACGCCAUCCUCACUGAGCCAACCGCGUCGCUUUGUUGGGGAUAGUGCAACAACGGGGGCUAUGCUGACGCAAUCCGUUACUAGUCCGGCUGCUCCUGCUCGUCCUCCAUUGGUAUCCAAUUCGUAUGACUAUGUCGGCUUAAGUCGCAGCGGACGUUAUAGCAGCUACUUGGGAUCGCCAGCUCAAAGCUAUGCUGCAGGCACUUCCACUUCAUCUGCCAUUCCAGCUCCCACUUCCAGCUAUGGGCGUGCUCCGCCGCGCACCUACACUAACGAGUUUAGUGACGACAAUGAAGCUGACGAGCCCCGCGAUCAGGGCCCUCAUUUCGAGAGCGACUUUGCCCGAAACCUGGCGCGUCUACGUGCCGAGCGCAUUGGCGACCGAGGCAGCCCGUACACCAGACGCACCAUUGCCGGCACAGGUGCAGGUGGCUAUGAGCCCACAGUGCGUCGUUCCCUGCGCCCCGACAAGGCCAGCUGGCUUCGCUGGUGGGAGGCUGUCGAUAGGGAGUACCAACUGAAGCCCAAAUUAUUUAUUUGCGGCGUUAUUGUUCUACUUAUUGCCGUCUACUGUAUUUUUUAUUAGACCCAUCUGCGAAAUGGAAUACUCAAACACACGAAUUUUUUGUGCAUAACUUUAAAUUUUAGUUCCGUUAAUGUUUAUAUAGUUUCGUUUGUAACCGAUCUGUAAUUCAUUAGUGUUUUGAGAUUGUCAAGCUGCUUGCUAUAUAAUGUAUUUAUCGCUAUUUAUGUCGAACAGCA
Scaptodrosophila lebanonensis is the source of this 1653-nucleotide messenger RNA. Its product is annotated as otefin. The transcript has a single exon. Lineage: Eukaryota; Metazoa; Arthropoda; Insecta; Diptera; Drosophilidae. The record is from RefSeq and is a predicted model, not a curated record. Bases 134 to 1477 code for a protein of 447 amino acids.